Messenger RNA from Gaeumannomyces tritici R3-111a-1, 374 nucleotides. RefSeq lists its product as hypothetical. The annotation marks the transcript as partial. The transcript has a single exon. The record is from RefSeq and is a predicted model, not a curated record. NCBI's taxonomy places the organism in Eukaryota, Fungi, Ascomycota, Sordariomycetes, Magnaporthales, Magnaporthaceae.
GUGUUCUCUGGCGAGAGCUGCGGUGAUGUGCGCAAACACGGCCUCAGUGCCUCCCAGCUCUUCACGUGGAACAAGGCCGUAAAGGAUGACUACAGCGGCAUGUGGGUUAAUGUUUGGAUCUGCGUCGGCGCCGGGGCGGCACGACCGCCACCAUCACCACAACCAAGGGCAACGGCGCGUCGGCGCCGAAGCCGAUACAGACCGGCAUGGUCAAGGACUGCAAGGCCUUCCACCUGGUCACAAAGGGCCAGAACUGCAACUCCAUCGCAAAACAGUUCCGCAUCACCGUCGCCAACUUCAUCAAGUGGAGCCCGGCCGCCAAGUCGGACUGCUCAGGGCUUUGUGUGAACACGUGGGCAUGUGUGGGUUUCUUG